Molecule: messenger RNA, 1392 nt
Organism: Engraulis encrasicolus (European anchovy)
Lineage: Eukaryota; Metazoa; Chordata; Actinopteri; Clupeiformes; Engraulidae
Product: ATP-sensitive inward rectifier potassium channel 1-like
Exons: 3
Coding region: 1-1392 (463 amino acids)
Biological process (GO): potassium ion import across plasma membrane; regulation of monoatomic ion transmembrane transport
Cellular component (GO): plasma membrane
Molecular function (GO): ATP-activated inward rectifier potassium channel activity
Source: RefSeq, a predicted model, not a curated record
AUGCCCCACCUCCAUCCCAUCCUCCAACACUUCCUUCCGUCCUCCACCACCAACACCACCACCACCACCACCGCCGUCAUCGUCAUCCACUCCCACUGGGUCUACAACCCCCAAUCCACCUCCACCCUAAAAUAUACGGCCUUCUCCCCGUCCCAUGCCAAGAAUAGCUUCCGCAAGUCGAGACUCAGUCGAGAAGAUCGAUUGGGAGUUGGCUGGAAACUCAGAGUCAACUGUGCUGGAUGUUUUACACGGCUCCACUCUGACAGGUUAUUUGGGAACAUGGUGCGCCAAUGGUUUAGCGACUACCUGGCAGAGCGCCGGACUCGCCGAACCCGUCUGGUGACGAAGGAUGGGCACUGCAACAUAGAGUACGGCAACAUCAAAUACCAGAGCCAUUUCGCCUACGUUCUCGAUUUCUGGACGACCCUCGUGGAGAUCCGAUGGCGCUUCAUUCUUCUCUUCUUUGUGGCCUCCUUCACGUUGAGCUGGUUUAUCUUCGGUCUGAUCUGGUACUGGAUUGCGAGAGACAAUGGAGAUCUUACCUGGCAGAGCCCAGAAGAUGGUCACACGCCGUGUGUGGACAAUGUGUACGGUUUGACCACAGCCUUUCUGUACUCGCUUGAGACCCAGACAACCAUAGGUUAUGGUGGACGUGCCAUCACCCCUCAAUGUCCAGGAGCUGUUGCCUUAAUCAUUAUUCAGUCCAUCAUUGGUGGUCUCAUCAACUGCUUCUGGUGUGGAGUGGUUAUGACAAAGAUCGCUCUGCCCAAGAAGAGGGCCAAAACCAUACACUUCACUGAAGCAGCUGUUAUUUGCCCCAAAAAUGGUACACUUUGCCUUCAAAUCCGUGUGGCUAACCUUCGCAAGACCCUCAUGAUUGGAAGCCAGAUCUACGGCAAGUUGCUAAGGACAACCAUAACGCCUGAAGGAGAGGCCAUCAUUUUAGAUCAGGUCAACAUUGAAUUUGUUGUGGAUUCGGGAAAAGACAACUUGUUUUUUGUGUGUCCCUUGACUCUUUAUCAUGUUAUUGACAAGUCCAGUCCGUUCUUUGAGAUGGCAGUGGACACACUGCACCAACAGGAGUUUGAGCUUGUGGUCUUCCUAGAUGGCACAGCUGAGUCCACCAGUUCCGCCUGUCAGGUCCGGACUUCAUACAUCCCACAAGAGAUCAUGUGGGGCUACAAGUUCCAGUCCAUCAUCUCACGGAGCAAAGAAGGAAAGUACCGUGUGGACUUCUCCAAUUUUUCUAAAGUGGUGCCAGUACCCACUGCACACUGUGCCUACUGCUUUCACAAUGAGAAGGGCCAUCAUCACCACGACGUAAAUGGACAUGAUAACCAAGGAUUUGAGGUUAUAGACAUUAAUGAAUCUGCUAGUGCAACCAAAUUUUAA